CACAUAUCAGCUCUUCAGCAGCAACUUGAGGCUCAGGUGUGUUUCUGAAGACACCCCCCCCCCCACACACGAGUCAACAUGCUGCCUGAGACCCUCCUGCAGCAGUGAUGGCGGCCCUCAGCCCCCCUGCCCCGCUCCUCUGUGUGCUGCUGUGUGUGUCGGUGGCUCUGCAGCGCUCUGACCUGCGCCUGGCCUAUGUGACCCACAACAGCUUCUUCUACUACUCCUGCAGCCAGCUCCCGCAGCCCUGCAGCCUGUCGUCCCUCACAGACUGCAGAUGCAAGGACAUCCAGUCGUACUCCACCCCUGUUUUCGGGGCAAGACGUUUAACAGUUUGGUUCACGUCGCCGCUAAACACGGCACGUCUGCUCAACAACUCUGAGGUGAGGCACCUAACUCUCAUCCACUGUGGAUCCAGAGAGACGCCUUCUUCUUCCCUGGAGGGACAUUUUUCUGUGCAACACCUGGAGAGACUGACCAUGGUGAACAUGGCGCAGAGGCCUGUUUAUCAAAGUCCAGAUGCAAACAGAUUUAGAACCUCAAACAGUGACCCAGACAGGGAUAAUGGAGCUCACUUUGGCUCAAAUAGAUACAACAGGGAAGAAGACACAAACAUGGACAUGGUUGAGGACCUGCAGAGAGAUUCCUUUGAUUUUUCCCCAUCCCAGAUCCAGGACAUCUUCCUGGGCAGGGAGCUGGGAGCAGCGUUUCAUGAACAGGCCCGACUGGGGGUCAUCCACAGCUCCGUGCUGGAGUGGGGGGCAGAGGCCAAAGCCUACACUGUCCAAACACAUAUAGACAAUGACGGCAUGCUGCCCUUUCAGGACCUCCACCUGCCGAAGUUACCAGAGACCUCUGUCAUAUAUGUCAGCUUUGUGUACUGAUACUGAGUAACUUAGAACAACAGAGGAAAGAGGAUCCAGUGUGCAGGACCUGCAAACAAUCUCUGUCUUGCUCAGCAGGGGUCCUGUUUCAGAAACUAUCCUCUUUCUUAAGGAGAAUCUAAAGUAGGAUUUUUCCCAAUUGCUUUUCCCUUGCUUACCAAACAUUCUAACCAAUGGCCACCAAUCUUUCCUCACAUGACCGGGCUAAACUACUUUGUAUUUAUCAUUGUCACAUACGAUAACAUACAUUGACAAAUACAAAGAUUGAGCAAAAACAGCAAUGGACACUCAAAUUUGAGAUAGAUAAUUACGUAUAAAGGGAAAGUUUCUUAGUCGUGAUACCAAAAUAAGGAGAGAUUAUUCAAUAUUUUGAUGAAUAAAUAAGGAGGGUCUUGAAAUACAAACUCCCUAAGUUACUUAUAGGGACAUUCACUAAGAACCUUAGAAAACUACAUACGAUUUUAUUGUCAAAUAGCUUUAAUUGUAUUUUUCCCAAGCGACCUGGAAAGCAUGCACAGCUGUUUAUCAGCAUGAUAGAAGAAGAUAUGUUAACUAAUGAGAGACCCUCUGAGGGAGCAGAAUAUCAACCCCCUCCAGCUGACGAGUCCUUUGUUUAUAAAUACUGUAAUUAGAUAAUGUAAUCCCUAAUAUGAAAUAAUAGUGGCUUUGAACGAGUUGAGCAUUUAUUCUCCUCUUGUUUUUCCUCUCCACCAAAAAGAGAAAUGAGAACUUCCAUCAAGAAAUUCAUCCAACAAAACGUCUGAAUUCAGACUGAAUGAGAAGCUGCUGGCUGUUCUUUCUUCGGUUCAGGAAGCCACGUUUAUCAGAUGAGAAAAACAGGAGGGUUUAGUAUUUAAGCCAAAAUGUCAUAAAGAGGGAGGACAUUCCACACAUUUGGACACAGAAUGAAUUCCUCGCAGCUCUGCUUUUUUCAUUUUCUCCAGCUGACACUGACCUCUGGUCCCUGUGUAACAGCACAGAUAUCUCCUCUGGGACAUUGAAGUUUGUUUUGAAAUGUAUGCAGCUUUAAACCACAAGAUGGCAGCAGAUACAUCUCAGUAAAAGAGGAAGAAGCAAACUGAAGUGUUGAGGAAGGACUGAGAUAAUAUACAUAAAUAUGACAGCAGGAGAUAAAACAUGUUUUCUUCUUUUUGUUCUUAAGGUCUUCAACUGUUUUAAAAAUCCAGUAAGCAUUAAAUUCAACAAAUGUGUCAUGAAGCAUUUCAGCACUUUAAAAGCUUGUGAUGAAUGACAUAGGAUAGAGAUACAUUGUUAAUAGUAAAUGAAGUGUGGCAUGAUAUUUAUUGGUUUACAAAAGUGAAAUUAACAAUGUUAUCGCUUGCGCUUGUAUACAACAAAAACAAAAAUAAAUGAUUAACUCAUG
Molecule: messenger RNA, 2268 nt
Organism: Gymnodraco acuticeps
Lineage: Eukaryota; Metazoa; Chordata; Actinopteri; Perciformes; Bathydraconidae
Exons: 2
Coding region: 108-884 (258 amino acids)
Source: RefSeq, a predicted model, not a curated record